Messenger RNA from Chenopodium quinoa (quinoa), 3004 nucleotides. RefSeq names its product ankyrin repeat-containing protein ITN1-like. NCBI's taxonomy places the organism in Eukaryota, Viridiplantae, Streptophyta, Magnoliopsida, Caryophyllales, Amaranthaceae. The record is from RefSeq and is a predicted model, not a curated record. Bases 1 to 1317 code for a protein of 438 amino acids. The transcript has 3 exons. Gene Ontology annotation, molecular function: protein phosphatase 1 binding; protein phosphatase regulator activity. Gene Ontology annotation, cellular component: plasma membrane.
AUGUACCUGCUCGAUGUGGAACCGAGACUGGCAAAUUAUGUUAACAAUGCUGCUGAAGGAACCCCAUAUCUUUCUGCAGCCUAUGGUCAUGAACAAGUUCUUGAGAAGAUCCUAACCUCAGAUGUUUCCUACAGCUUAAGUGCGCCAGCUGGGUUGACUCCACUACACGCAGCAAUACACAACUGCACAGAGGAUGUUGUUAGACUAUUUCUAGAUAAACACCCAGAACUAGCAAGGAAAGCAGAUCGACGCAGGCAAAAUGCUUUGUACUAUGCAGCAGUAGCAGACAAAGAGGGACAUGUAGAGGUAAUACUUAAGACAGAGAAAUCAUGUGCAUACCUACGUGACGAGAAAGGUCUUAGUCCUUUACUUAUUGCAGCCAGCCUUGGCCAGUUAAAAGCUGUUCGUGCAAUUCUUCUCCAUUGUCCACAGUCAAUUACAAUUUGUGACCCUAAUGGCAAAACUGUGCUGCACCUUAUGAAAUUGGGAAGUUAUCAAGAAGGUACAGAAAUGCUCAGUAUUCCAGCACUGAAGAGGCUCAUUAAUAUACCAGAUAUAGAAGGAAAUACUCCUUUACAUCUAGCAGCAAGGAACUCUGACCACAUUAUGGCCAAGGUGAUACUAGAUACUGAUAAGACAGGAAUUAAUCUGAGGAAUAAAGAAGGUUACACUCCAUGGGAUUUAAUCAAACUACAAGAACUUUCUGAAAACAUGGCAGAAAUAGGAUACCAGCUAGUAAUGCAUUUAGAUGACAAACAAACACCUAGUCAACCUCAAGUGAUCAACCAAACAACACUUUGUCCAGAAAAUGCUAACGAAAGAAUGCAGAAAAAGUUCAGCACACUUGGAAUCAUAGCUGUAAUUUUAGCAGCUAUCACCUUUGCAGCAGGAUUCUCAAUCCCUGGUGGAUUUGAUCAGCGUGGAUACGCUGUUCUGACACUGGAUACAGUUUUCAAGGUGUUCAUGCUGUCAAAUACAACUGCUAUGUGUGGCUAUACAUUUGUGCUAUUCAGUACUCUGUGGGCAAUGAUGCUUGCUCAGCGAGAUGAUCAGCCAAGAUUUCUUCUGCCUUUCAGCAUCCAUAUCCUUCAACUAUCUUUCUAUGCAACCUUGAUAGCUUUUGUGAGCAGUGCUUAUGCUCUGACAUCAGCUCGGUCACUAUGGCUGGCCAUUGUACUAGUGUGUUUACCUCCAUGUGCAGUUUUACUAACUAUUUCAAAAUCCGUUGUAUUUCGCCUAGCAAGAUUUUUUUCCAGGCUUCGGAUUUAUAAAAAUAGGAUCUGUAGCAUUUGUUCUAGGACCUUACAUCUGAUCUGAUUCCUAAUAAUAUAAACAUACCACUAUGGAUCUGUCCAGACAGUUUGCAAUUUUGGACACCAUGAAAGACAUGAGAUAAAUAUGCUCUUCUUUUUGGUAUUAACCAAUAAAAUAAUCAGUUCCUCAAUCAAUGUUUCAUACCAGAAACCCAUGAUUCUGGUUCUUACACUAGAAACCCAUAUUAUACCAUAUAUAGAAAAAACUUCAGUCACACACUUUCUGAGCAGUUGCCACACAACUCUGAUAAAUCACAAGGAGCUAGCAGUUAUCUCGAAAAUCAUAGAAACUAGGAAAAAUAUUAAUCACAAAGAGCUAGCAGUUAUCUCGAAAAUCAUAGAAACUAGGAAAGAUAUUAAUCACAAGGAGCUAGCAGUUAUCUUAGAAAUCAUACAAAACUGGGAAAAAUACGAAUUAUUAAUCACAAGGCGCUUCACGAAUUAAAAAUAAGAAAACUACAGGAUGCUCCAAGUCACUCUUUUAGUUCUCAUAGGUCUCAACACAAGACUACAUUUCUAUCUCAUCAAAAUCUUUCAUUCUAAAAACUCUUCCAACUACUCUAGCUACCCAUAACAAUUAACAUGUCUAAAUCUACCCAUCAACACAUACCAAUCAAUGGCUCAUUACAAGAUGAUCUACGAUUCCAAAAAAAGCCCGAGGAAGGUAAUAUAUUUCUAGGUCCCCUCGUAUACAGAGUACAGCUCAGUGCAAUAAGUUUUCUGAUUCAUUUGGUUGUUCUGACUGAUUCAUUUUGCCAUUUUUUCUGACUUCAAAAUUGGUUGUUCUGUUUCUAUUGGUUUUCUGCUGAUAUAAGCUUCUGUUUCUAUGUGUAUUAAGAUGGUUCAAGCUCUUAUUUGUUCACAAGAUUGGUUAAGAGCAAAAGGAUUGCCAAUUAUUGAUGUGGAGGAAACUUUGAAAGAGUUAGAGGAAAUCGAGAAAAGUAGUUAUGUUAUUAAGCACUUUUACUUAUUUAUUUUAUUAUUACUUAUUAAUUAUCAAUACAAUCUAAUAUAAUCUAUUUCCGUUUUGAUUUAGAUGUGCAAUGUGGCGAUGUAGACAAUGAAGUCGUAUUUGUAGACUCGUUGGUGUGAUUCGUUUGAAGCGUGUGAUUGAAGGGAGAUAAGAAGAUCAAGCAUACAAUCUAAUAUAAUCUAGUUUGGACUUUAAGUACUUUAUUUGAGGGGAGGACUUUAUGUAACUUGUUAAAUAUGUUUUAUAUAACUAAGUUUUGGACUUAAAAAAAGGGCAAUAGUUUGUCCAAAAUAUGUUUUAUAAACAGGUCAUGAAACAGGUCCAGAAUCAAGUUCAAAACAGGUCCAAAUUCAUGUUCAAAACAGGUAAAAAAAAAGGCCUUUAUAAAGGAUAAAAGCAAACCGGUCCAAACAGGUCCAGACCAGGACCGGACCCGGACCGGCAGGGACAGGUCUAACACCGGUCCACGCAUGCCGGUCCAAACCUAAUUAUUAUUUAUACUAUCAUCUUCAGUAGCAAUAACUGUAGUUUCUUCAAAAACAUAAAAUUAUGAUAAAUUUUAACAGCACAGGAGAAAUAAUCCAGAGAAAACAAAAGAAAUUAUACAAAACAAUUCAUAUUAAGAGAAUAUCUUCAACAAUCCAUCAAACUUCCAUAUAAUUCUCAGAAAUCUAUAACGUAAACAAAAUAAAAAACCCUAAAUUUGUUCAUGGUAAAA